Fusarium pseudograminearum CS3096 is the source of this 1407-nucleotide messenger RNA. RefSeq lists its product as uncharacterized. The record is from RefSeq and is a predicted model, not a curated record. The transcript is spliced from 5 exons. Lineage: Eukaryota; Fungi; Ascomycota; Sordariomycetes; Hypocreales; Nectriaceae. The coding region runs from base 1 to 1407 and encodes 468 amino acids.
AUGGCGUUUUAUUGGAGAUUAUUGCCUCCAGAGAUUCGUCUCCUAACUCUACGAUGUAUCGUCCCUCAAUAUGGACUCAAAGAAACUACCGUCGAACGCGGGUUCCCUCGAGCAUCUUUAUUAGCUACCGUGUCCAGAGAGUGGCAAGACUUUUUCGAGAGAGAAACGUUUCGACGCAUGGAUCUAGAAGCGGCUGAUUUGUGUACCUUUUCUAGAAUGGUUCUGGAAGAGAACGUCAUCAGGUUGAACUAUAUAACUAAUGUGUUGCUUACCAUCAAGCUUGCAACAUACGACCUGAGUGUGGCAGACAAACCAGAGAGUGAAACGACCGUUACUCAGAACAACAUGACAUUUACGAUAGCAAUGGAGGGCCAUAGGGGAGGACUCACACUCGAGAUUCGUGCAUACUCACCCAGUGAUCAGCAAUUCCACGGCAACAUAAUUCAGCUUUACGACGACUACCCACUCCGGUUUGAGGACGACCCACAGCCGACGACUACACUCUUGGAGUUUUGCAGGGCAAACAGAGCAAGAUACACGUCAUCUAGAGAUAUACGACGAACUUUGGAUACUCUAGGCCUGACGAAGAGACUCCAUGGCACGCCGCUCGAGUUGAAGUUAGCACUAGGGGAGAAAGCCCAAUUCUUCUCGAAUACAACACGCAAACUCCCAAAAAACCCCAUUGUUAAGGGCUUAAUUCUACGCUCGGAUUCCCGGAAGAGUAUUGCAGUGAAAACCAUCGCCACACUGUUUCGCAAAUGCUUUGGAACUUUGGAAUCCUUCCAUUUUGUGAGAUGGAAAGGUUUUACAAAGGAACAAGAGACCGCUUUCUUAGAUGUCUCCAGCACUUUGUCUUCCGUCUACACAGAGAUUAUGGUGAAUAUUACGAUCCUUCUCAUCCAAUACGUUUAUGCUUGGGUUUUUGAUGCCUUGAUAUAUAAGAGGCGCGAGGAUUCCAAGCUUCAGAACCUAGCUUUCAUGACAAGGUACCUUGGCCACGGAUCGAACCAAAAAGCAGUGACAGGGUUUUUGUCCCUCGUCACUGAAGCAGUAUCGCACCUACCUGCACUGCGGACUCUGGAACUAUGGAAUGCCAGCGAUGAAUUUGGGUGUUUGUUCCGUUGCACCCUAGAUCGCCACCGAAUCAUAGUCAAGUGGCGAUGCAUCGACGAGCGAUUCACUUUGGAGGAUGAAGUGAUAGAGAAAUGGACUGAACUGGCCAAGGCCUCAGGCCGUUCACUCGUGGUUCGAGUGAUUUCGCUCUCGAAGGACCAGGAGUUGAACAGAACGUUCAAGUUCUUACAUAUCCUACCGUUCCUGCAACUCAGACGGGUGAAUUUCGACCCUAUCUACGAAGCCAAUAUAGUGGUCGCUCAGAAGAUGAAGUGGGAAGAUGUUCUUAUUUAA